This is a messenger RNA of Neoarthrinium moseri, 1467 nucleotides long. RefSeq lists its product as uncharacterized. The transcript has 3 exons. Bases 1 to 1467 code for a protein of 488 amino acids. The record is from RefSeq and is a predicted model, not a curated record. Gene Ontology annotation, molecular function: flavin adenine dinucleotide binding; N,N-dimethylaniline monooxygenase activity; NADP binding. Lineage: Eukaryota; Fungi; Ascomycota; Sordariomycetes; Amphisphaeriales; Apiosporaceae.
AUGGUGCCCAAGAAUCGUCGAGUAGCAGUCAUUGGAGCUGGCCCUGCUGGAGCCAUUGCGACUGAUGCACUCGUCAAGGAGGAAGCCUUCGACACAAUACGCGUCUUUGAUCGACAUGCGGCAAUCGGUGGGACGUGGAUACACACACCACAUCUUCCAGCAGCCAUACCGUCUCUGAGAGACGUCUUGGCCGGAAAUACCGACGCUGCAAUCCCCAUUCCGGCUCAACUUCCCGCCGUGACCGCUGUAUCGGAACAAGUCAAUGGACACCAACACCGAUUCUCAGAUACGGCAAUCCAUCAGAAUCUUCACAGCAAUAUCACUCCUGAGAUCAUGUCUUUCAGCAAAGAACCCUUUCCCGACACCCUCUCAGAACACACUCUAUCUGAGUACGGCCGCGGGGCUCCGUUCAGGCAUCAUACAACCAUCAGGGACUGGGUGGAGGGGAUCUUUGGCCGAAAUGGCUACGACAAGCUUGUGGAGCUGAAUACUACUGUCGAGAGAGCCGAGAAGAUUGGUGGAGAGUGGGUUCUCACACUGAGGAAAGAGAAGCAAGGCAGGAACUACUGGUGGCGGGAGCACUUUGACGGCUUGGUUGUGGCAACAGGUCAUUACAAUGUGCCAUGGUUUCCCCAGAUCGAUGGGCUUCUGGAUUGGGAUACCAAGUUCCCGGGUAGCAUCGUGCACAGCAAGCAUUUCCGAGGGCCAGAAAGGUUCAAGGGCAAGCGUGUGAUUGUUGUGGGUGCAUCUGUCUCCUCGCAUGAAGUCAUACACGAGAUACUGGAUGCGGUCAAGGCCCCUGUGUACUCGGCUAUCCGGGGGGACCCGAUCCCAGCCUUUGGAUGGGAGCCAUUCCUGCACCCCAAGAUCGAGCUGAGGAAGCAGAUCACUCAGCUGGAUGCUGCGAACGGCCGCGUGCACUUCUCGGACGGGUCAAUCCUUGAUCAUGUCGAUCACAUCAUAUUUGGGACUGGUUAUACGUUUAGUGUGCCAUUCCUGCCAGAAGUUCAAAACGGCAUCAGAAAUGCGUAUCGAAGACUGCCAGGGGUGUGGCAGCAUACAUGGAAUAUCGAGGAUCCAACUUUGACCUUCGUUGGAAUGCUCGGAGGUGGCUUCACCUUUCGUGUAUAUGAAUACCAAGCGGUAGCGGUAGCGCGUCACCUUGCCGGGAGGGCCAAGGCUUUGCCGCCAAUCCCGGAUCAGCUUGAGUGGGAACGCAAACGGGUGGCAGAAAAGAAAGGCGGCAAGGACUAUUACUCCAUAGCUCCGAACUAUGAUGCGUUCUUCGGGUUGCUACGAGAUAUUGCUGGAGAGCCUGCACCGGGGACUACGGGCCGCAAGCUAGAGCCAUUCAACCCAGAGUGGAUGAAGGUAUGGGCAGCCAUGGUGGCUCCCAAGAUCCAGGGAUGGCAGCGAAAACGGAAGAGGGCCGAGGAGGAACUUGGACCAGUGAGGGCCAAGCUUUGA